CCCCGAGAAAGCUAGGAUCGCUGUCUCGCUAUCCCCUUUCCUGCGUUCCCGCCCUUCCUCAACACAAUAACGCAGCACGCGUGAAGACGCCCAAAACGCGAAAAUUUUCGCACUACUUUUAAUUAUCGGAAGAUAUCAGGCACGAAAAGGGCAGACUGUUGGUUCGAUCAAAGAAGGGGGCCAUCGCGGACGAGUGGGCUGCUGCCUCCUGGUGCUCCUGCCGUUGCGCGACGCAACCACCCCAACUUCGACUAUGUCUUCAACACCACCAGCUUCGUCGAACACGCGGUCCACACGAUCGCGGUUCUCGAGCCCGCAGGUUUCUACAAACGGUGCAUCCGACUCCUCGUCGAGGACUAAGGGCGGCGGAAACGGCGGUGGCGCAAGCGGGACCGAACGACAAAAAACAUUAGACCAGUGGCUCGAGCCCGCCGUGCAGGUCAAAGCCAGCUACGAGGAAGCCGGCUUCGUGCGUCACCCUCUCUUUAAGGAAAUGGCCCCGCUCGGAACAAUGCCAAAGGCCGGCGUGCCAAAGGCCGGGAUUUUCAAGAACACAGCGCCAACUCCGACCAAAGCGCCUGAGCAGCAGCCGGCACCGGUCCGUAAGAUUGUUCUCAAACAGAAGAAGCCCGCUGUACCGCCUCCUGCGCCGGUAGAAGACGAGACCGAAGGGGACGAGACCGAAGAGCAGGACAGCUCAAGCACGGAGGAGCUGCAGGAUGAGGAGGAGUACGAUGAGGUUGCCAAACAGACGGCGACUAAAAAUGACACCAAGACUCGCACGACGGCUGCGACACAGCGCCAGCGCCGUUCCAUUGCGUCGGAGGAAACGGACGACGAGGAUUGGGCGCCCGCAGCACCGGCACAAAAAGGUGCACGGCGGAGAAGUCUAUCCAGGGCAAGCAGCCAGAGGUUGCAACAGCGUGCAGGGAGUGCAAGUGAAGGACAUCCGCAGACCGAUCGGAAAGCUUUCAUCGGCAAGGUGGUGGAGGUAGCCGUGGACGAGGCCCUCUCCCAUUUCCGGUACCCCACAGCCUGGGCCCUGCGCACCCUGUACGACGAAAAUUCGGCAAACGAGGAUUUUCUCGACAUGAUCGAGAAGGUGUUUUUGCAAACCGCAAACGCCGACAUCCUCGAAGCAUUUGCCCGACUCGUCCAGUCCAGGAAGAAGGAAGGCCGGAAAAAGGACCAGGCCUACGACUACUUCGUGCCGCCGUCCAACAACAGCCGUGCCGUGCAGCCGCCGCCGCCGAAGCGAGCACCCUACGGCAGUCUCGUCAAAUUUGACUUGGCUGGUUUGCGUCCCGAUCGCGGUGGCAGGAAGCCCCAGAAACCGUCGCGGCCGGUGAAGGCGUCAGAACCAGAACCGGAAGCAGAGCCGGCACGGGAGACCAACCCGGAGGCGGAAGGCGCCCCUUCGCGCAAAAAGCGCAAGUUGAGGAGGCAGCACUCCGGGACGUCCUCGUCGUCUUCCAAGAUGACGGGUACCGAUGGCGCCAGCAGCAAGGCCACGACGGAGACUGUGUCGCGGAGACGGACUCGGGCACGCUCAGAGUCCAGCACUUCUUCGCUCUCCAGCGCGCGGUCAUUAUCGCCGCCGGAGGGGAUUGAGGCCGACGCGGAGGGUGAAGAGUUUGAGGACGCCCCUUCGCGCAACAGCCCAGUCCCGGCGCAGCCAAUCACAGCGACGAGGCGGCGUCGGUCCAACGCACCGCGCAAGGGCCGGAACGUGUCACUCUCACGGCCCUUGUCCUCGUCCGCUGCGUCGACCCCUGCGCCGCAACUGCAGGCCAACGCCGCUGCUCCUUCGCAGCAAACCGCGCCGUCACAGCGGCAACCCCGCGCGGAUGAGCUGCCCUCGCCAGAAAGCGAUGUGGAGCAGUACGAGAUGCCUGCCGUGGUCGACUCUCCGCUGUUUCCCAACCUCAGCACCAAGAGAGGUGGGAAAUCUCAUGCUGGCACCCCGGUUCCUGUGCCGUCGUCCGCAGUGGGCAGGUUGGACCCGGCAGACCCCAAGGUGCGCCUCCGCGAGAACGCUCGGAAAGUCACCAACAAGCCCCUCGCGACUAGCAAUGUGAGGGAGAGCUUUCGGCAGACCGAGCUUCAGCGGGUGCACGCCGAGGGGCCGGUCACACCGGUGCCGGCAGCGACGGCGGUUGCAUCUUCGCGACCGCGGGCUUCUCUACCGCCGGGACGCCAGACGCCAGCGCCGAGGGAAGGACGCAGCACGCGCUCCGCCCUCAAGCGGACCCACGAGGAUCUGGACGAGCAGACAUCGCCGACUGCCGCCCAUUUCCCGGGAUCCGAGGCUGCGUCCACGGCGGCAGACUCCCGUGCUGGAACGCCGGCAUUGCGCACGGCGAAGAGACCAAGAACCGGGCUUCGGGUUAAGAACUCGCCGGUCAAGAAGAAAAACGGUGCGGCAGGGAUCCCUCGUCCCAGCGGCGAGCGCAGCAGUCCAGUGGGCAACGGCAUCGCUGGCCAACAGGACGACAACGACGACUACUGCUCGGCAUGCGGCGGUAACGGCCAACUGAUCUGCUGUGACGGCUGCACCCGGUCGUUCCAUUUUCUCUGCGCAGACCCGGUCUUGAUGCAGGAUGCCAUGCCUGUUGAGUGGUUCUGCAAUGUCUGUCGCGCGAACCGCGAUCCUGCGGCCAUCCCUGUUCAUACGGGCGCCUUUUCGCUGUUGCAAGAAAAGCUCGAUAUCAGAAAUUCGAGCGCAUUCUGCCUGCCCCCGAGUAUCCGGGAUCUCUUCGACGGUGUUCGCACCGGCGCCGAUGGCGAGUACGAGGAAAUCGUAGCGCCCGUCAAGCCGAACCGGAAACGGAAGAACGAGGAGGAACAGGUCCCCGACCUCUUCCGCGUGCGCGAUGCGGAAGGCAACGCUGUCAUCUGCCACGCCUGUCAGAAAGGCAGCUCAUCGGACCGCGCCAUCAUUCCAUGCAGCAGCUGCGGUCUUUUCUGGCAUUUGGACUGCCUGGAUCCUCCACUGGCAAUCCCGCCGGUUCUGCGCACUUGGAAGUGCCCCCUCCACGCUGACGAGAUUCUGCCGAAGCUCGUCGCUCUUGGCCCGGCCCAUAAGCACCGGAAACUGAGGAACGCCCCCAUUGUGAGGCCUGCCUUCAGCCGUGGCUACGUCAACAACGGAUACAUCGAUGUCCAACUUGACGAUAGCGACGAUGAGAGCGGCUGGAGGGAUUUGGAGACUUUCGGUCGGACCGUGCGGCUGCCGGAGAAGGGCAUCAAGCUCGACUUUCUCUCUCGCGCCCGCGGCAACGGCGUAGCAAGGCCGAUUCCUUCGCAAAAUGCCACCGCGCUCACCGCACCGACCCCGAUAGAGCAGCGGUCGCUAGAGGAGCAGCAGGCCGCCCUCAAUUUGGUGCAGCUUGGCCGCGGCCAGGAUGAGGGAAUUUCGACCCUCGUCGAUGCGUUAAUUGCCCAAGCCGAUCCGACCGUCAUUGACCUGAUGGCUCGUAUCGACCCCAAUCGCUUGGAGCAUAGCCGGCUCAACCAUAUGGACCUCCAGGCCCUGCGUGCCGUCCUGGCCAGUACAGAGUCGAUGGCCGAGCACAUUCGUCGCCUCCUGAGUUCAGCCACGGGCUCCGGCGCACUGGAAUUCGACGGGGCAAAGAGCCCUGCCUCUCCCGCGACGACGGAUGACGUGCCGGCCAUGACCCAGGGCGAGAAGACCCCGGCCCAAGGCGACCAGUCCCCCGCGGCACCCCUACCUCUGGAAGGCACUGCGCCCAUCGCGAAUGGCAGCCUGCCCGUCCUCCCGACGAAGACGAGCUCCAUUCCGGUGGACGAGCCCGUCGUGGUCGAGGCGAAUGGUGAUGGGGAGAAGGCACUGGGAGAAGGCCCGGAUGGUGCCCCUCUUGAGCUUGAGUAAUUUCAGCUCAUGGAUGAUCACUGAGAGACUACAAGAUCUCUCAGCACCGACGGCUCAUUCUCCCACGACCAGGUAUUACUACGACCUGGCGUGCUACUCAAUACCUGUCACCAUCCCGCGGUUCCGGCGCAACUGCAGCCUUCACGACCUCGGAUCUACAGGAACCCUCCUCGGCCAUCGACCACUCGGGCGGUGAGACACAUGAUGAGCUGGCCUCGGCUACACGGGGCGAAGGGGCCAAUAAGAAUCCGCCUCUGUUUUCAUCUUUUCCUUCCACUCCGCAUUUCUGUUUU
Messenger RNA from Chaetomium strumarium, 4185 nucleotides. RefSeq lists its product as uncharacterized. The record is from RefSeq and is a predicted model, not a curated record. NCBI's taxonomy places the organism in Eukaryota, Fungi, Ascomycota, Sordariomycetes, Sordariales, Chaetomiaceae. The transcript has 7 exons. Gene Ontology annotation, cellular component: Rpd3S complex. Gene Ontology annotation, biological process: regulation of transcription by RNA polymerase II. Bases 254 to 3892 code for a protein of 1212 amino acids.